AUGCUCCGGCUGCGGUCGGCUUCAAAGUGUAUUACGCUGCUUAGUGACAAACGCGACCAGGGGUUUCUGCUCGCUAGCGUUAGCCUAUACCCGCUAGCCCGCUAGACCCAUGUGAAGUUCAUUAACUGUUUGCUGACUGUAACUCACAAGACAAACAUGUGACUUAGACUGUGCAGAAGUUAGUUACGAAAUGUCGAGGGCGAAGCCGAGCCCGAUGUGCGGACACACGUUUCCUCUUGAGGGAAAUUAAGCCACCGACUUUUGAUCAUGGUGCCUGUAUCCAUUGCCCCGUAGAGUCAAGUCACAGCAUUAGGACUUGAAUUCCUGGCGGAGCAGUCGGUUGAUGGAGCAGGCGGUUGGCGGUGGAGAUGUUUGUUGGAUCAGAGUCCAGUCCACAUACAGGCCUGGCUGGAUCAUCAUUCUCGUUCUCUGGGUCUGUUCAUCGACGGCAGGUUUGUCCGUCCGGCAGACAGACAGACUCGUUCCGUUGCUGAUUCUAAAGGUGGAAAUGUGUGCAGCACUGUGUGCGCUGCGGAGCACGAUGUUUCCCAGUGUGCCGCCUCAGGUGUGACUGGCUACAAGGCCUGGAGUGGGAUGACCUGCUACAACAGGGCUAAAGUGCUGCUCAGACUGGUGAGCAUUCUCGGGCAGCACAGUAAGUGUGUCUCGGAGCUGUGUGAGCUGUGUGAGGCCUCCUGCUCGCCCUCCGCGCUGGUCAGACUGCUGCAGUACUACGGCAGCUGGGCUCAGCUCAGAGACACUCUCAUCGCCGACUGGGCACCACUGGGUGUGGUGGCAGUAGUCGUCUCCGAUGACUGCUCUCUCUAUUCCCUUAUGCUCAAAGUCCUACCAGCACUGGCCAUGGGAAACUCUGUCAUUAUUGUCCCUGGUCGGAGUACCGCCCCUCCAGCGCUCCUGUUGGCACAGCUUUUUAUGGCGGCAGGACUUCCUGCUGGGGCUCUUAAUGUUUUAACCGGAAGUGACGUGUUGCUGGGUGCCACAGUGGCCCAGAAUCCUAGCAUUAGCUACGUCACCUACAGCGGCAACAAGCAGGAUGGAGUAGUGCUGUGUAAGGCCACGGCAGGAACGGGCGUUCCCAUUUCUGUCUCCCCCUGCAUCGGUGCCACAUGUCCCUUCAUCAUUUUUGAGUCAGCUGACAUUGACAGUGCUGUGGACGGAGUGAUAGAGACCGCCUUCAAGAAGAAGAAAGAGGUCCACUGGGUGUUGUGCGUGCAAGAGAGUGCGUUGGACAGUGUUGUGGCCCGUCUCAGGCUGCGUAUGGCGGGGAUGAAGUGUGUUGGCCUGGCCGCUGAUGCAGACAGGGUCCUGGUGGAGGCUGCGGUACAGGAGGCUCAGCAGCAGGGGGCCACGUUGGUUCAGCCCUGCGCUGCUCCUCCGUCAGGUACCCUGUACCCUCCCACAGUGCUCUGUGGGGCCGCCCCCUCCUCUCCGUUUGUGGUCAGCCCUUCCCCUGGACCGCUGCUGCCUCUCAUGACCUUCAGAAGCAACACAGAGGCAGUGACCCUGGGGAACCACAGUCCUCAUGGCCUGGCAGCCUCCAUCUGGACUGAAGACCUCACCCUGGCUCUGGAGACAGCAAAGAGUCUGUCAGUUGGCUCAGUGUGGGUAAAUUCCCACUCUGUGUCUGACCCUUGUCUGCCUGUUUCUGGUCACAAAGACAGCGGCACCUGCACCGACGGAGGACAGGAGGGUCUGUACCAGUUUCUACGCCCGUCCUGCUCUUCCUCUCCUGCUCUUCCUCGUUCCUCCCCUGUCUCUAUGGACUACACAAAGUUUGGAACAGCAGCUUCGCCAGCUGUCAUCCCUGGUGAUUCAGACCCUGCCAGUGCUCCUAAGUCCUACCUGCUGUUCGUCGGAGGGAAGGCGUGUAAAUCUGAGUCCGGCUGCAGUGUGGCUGUGCAGCCAGCAGGCGGCGGCAGCGUGUUAGCCUAUUGUCCAGAUGGAGGCCGGAAAGACAUCCGUAAUGCUGUGGAGGCAGCUGUCAAAGUCCAGCCUGGCUGGAUGAAAAAAAGUGCGUCUGCACGCGCUCAGUCCCUCUACUCCCUGGCCAAGGGCCUGGAGGCGAAGAGGCGGGACAUAGCCGUGUCAAUCAGCGUCCAGACCGGUCUGUCGAUGGAUGAAGCCGAGAAGGAGGUGGACCUCGGCUUUGCAAGGCUCACUGAUUGGGCAGCUUACUGUGACAAAGUCCAAGGAGGAACUCUGCCUAUGCCCCAGUCUGGCUCUGCUCUCUCCAUCCCUGAAGCCCUGGGAGUCGUGGGGCUCGUCCUCCCAGACAAGAAUCCCCUCCUCUCCAUGGUAACGCUUCUUGGGGCGGCCAUCGCCACUGGCAACGCCGUCAUCAUGGUGCCCGGUCAGAAAAAUCCACUGCCAGCCUUGGCAUUCAUUCAGGUGCUCCAGGGGUCAGACCUGCCAGCAGGUUUGGUAAAUGUCAUUUCAGGAAGUAGGGACCAGCUCACGGUGGCUCUGGCUAAUCACAGUGUCGUCAAGGCCAUCUGGUACUGGGGCAGUGCUGAGGGCUGUCAGUACCUCCAGUACACCUGCACCAGCCCUCUGAAAACCCUGCGCCUUUUCUGCCAAAAGGAGGAGGAGGAGGAGAAAGACGGCGGGAAGGACUGGACUCGGCCUUAUCCCUCGGUCCUGGAAGAAAUGUGGAGAAACGCCGUCCAGUGGAAGAGUGUGUGGAUUCCCACUGCAUAGGAGGGAUGAAGGUGACGAGAUGAAAGACAGAGAAGGAAAGAGAGAGGAAGGGUUACAGAUUUCUCCCCUUUUGACAUCUGCCGGUAGAGUUAACUGUGACUUGUAGGAUGUAGAUUGAAAAGGAAGGAUCGAAAACUAACUGUGACCAUGAAAAAUUAUAAGAUGCCUAUGAAACGGACAACAAAUGAUCCCAGCGACUGACUGCUGGCUACACCCUACCCUCCUGACUCCAGGCUUUCAGUUCUAGCUGACCACUGUUGAUUUGAGAACUGUCACUAGCAGGUUCUAUCAGCUGUAACUAGUCAGCUAAUGAAACAGACACGACCUACUGGUAGCUGGUUGAAGAUUCCAGCUGACUUAUCAAUGUUUCCAAGUGAUUAACGGGGUCCUCGUUUUAUUACUACAGGGUCUUACUAUGUAGCCCUUGAUGGCUACAUGCAUAUCAUUCUAAAAGAGCUCUCUGACGGUAUCCAGGAUCCUGCUCAGUGCUCGUGUUUGUCAUGGAAGGGGCUAAAGCAAUGACUCUUGGCCCUGGAAGUGACGCUCUGUUACUACUGUAAAUGAGGGAAGCGAGCACGUUAGUCGGCCGACAUUGGAGCAGUCAGAACGCUGUUUAAUCCAUUUCUUACAUUUUUGGUCUUGUGUUUUUUGGGUUUUUGUAAAGGCAGAGGCCUCCGUGCCUAUUUACGGUUGCCUCACUAUGAUUGGACAGUCGCUUUUGCAAGUAAUUUUGGAUCAGAAAUUAACCAUCUAUAGACCCCGAAGCAUCAGGAAAUGUGGCACCACGCAACAUUUGCAGAAAGACGUCAACCUGUCGUCAACAAAAUCAAAGAAAAAGAAAUAAACACAAGUCUUAGAGCCAAUGAAAUGGUCAUCUCAUAAUAUGCAGUGCAUCUGCACUAUCUUCAUCAGCCCCGUGGUCAUACGAAACACCGUCUCUCGCCACUGGGAGUCCUCGUAAAUGACAGUUAAAGCUCCGACCUAAGAGACUGUUAUGGCUCUGACCGUUUCUGCUAGAGUUAACAAAGGUGCGUUCAGGGACAGAUAGAAGUGAAGGCCACAGGUCAGACAACAGGGAUUUACCGUAGUGAGCAGAGCAGAAUUGAAGAGAUUAAACAUAUGAACCGAUUUCAUUGGGGGGAAAUGGCAGGAGUACGCCACAGAGACGUAGUCUGGGUUGAAUUUUGUAAUUUAAAAAAAAUAUAUAUAUAUAUAUAAAAAAGGUAAAAAGACUAAAAAGGUAAUAGACUUACUUUGAUGAGGGUCAUGCUGGUCACCUUGCUCGUGUUUUUUUUUCUUUUAUUUGUUAACAUGUUGAAAAACCGUUUGUCACUGAUACCAAAAAGGUGAACAUCUUCCCUCAUUGUGAUGAGGACGUCCAGUGUGUCCAACUAGCAAGGCGAUUGUAAACACAGAACCAGGUCUACAUGACAUUUCCUAGUUAGAGAAGAAAAGACUACAUUAGCUCCGUUGUUUGCAGUCAGAGAGUAUUUCGGGUGUUUCGGUUAAAUGAGAUGGUUUUGCAUUUUGGUGUUUUUAAUAGUACAGACGACAAUGAAGGACGACGGCGGCCACACAGAUCAUACUAGCUAGUGGGAGCAUUUCAUUGUGGGUUUGCCUCACCCGAUGACCUGAUGGCUUUCUACCUCUGUCUUCUGACUCCCUGUCAUUACAUCAGUGCUCGGUUUAUUACAAGUAUCCUCACUUUGAGCUCAGCAUCUGUUUUCCCUUUUUUCAGUCUGCAACUCGAAACCUCAUCUGCCUUACAGUUCUGUCGACUGAGCAAAGAUUGAUCGACUCUGUGUGAACACAAGCCAAAUAUGUUAAAGUACUGUACUGAAUAUCCUGUAUAACUGUACAAUAAUACUGCCUUUAGCAAUGGAGCUACACUCAUUAAUCUGUGGUGCAAACGUUCCCAUUGAAAUCAGUUUGUUUUUUUUUCCAUGUCCAAGUCCACAUAAUAAAAACAAAAAACGCAUUUUUCAGACCUGUAUGUGUUUCCAGAGAAUGUGGGUCUGUGGCUCUCACGGUCUAAAAGCUUUGAAUAAAAGAUCAUUUAAUGACUUAA
Molecule: messenger RNA, 4786 nt
Organism: Xiphias gladius (swordfish)
Lineage: Eukaryota; Metazoa; Chordata; Actinopteri; Istiophoriformes; Xiphiidae
Gene: aldh16a1
Product: aldehyde dehydrogenase 16 family, member A1
Exons: 17
Coding region: 595-2718 (707 amino acids)
Molecular function (GO): oxidoreductase activity, acting on the aldehyde or oxo group of donors, NAD or NADP as acceptor
Source: RefSeq, a predicted model, not a curated record